GUCGUUUCGCGCUUCAUGACGGAGCCGUCGCCGCGGGGCCGCCUGAGUUCGCGGCUCUUACAAGCUUCGGCCAACAUCCAAGCCUCGUUCCACUGCCAGCCGCCCCCCGAAGAGCUCAGCAACAACGACGAGGCACCGGUCCAGAAGCGCAAUGCUGUUUGCAUCUUGCCUGAUUUUUCCGCGCUCGGGCUAGCCGGGCCAACGUACCCCGACCACCCGCAGGCGUUUGGCGGCUCGUCGCUUGUCCACGUCUCCAAGCUGCAGGUGGAGGCCAUCUACGGUGGCUCCAUGGGCUUCUACACCCUCGUGCUCACCACGGCGUGCGUGUCACCCGUCGUCGUUCACAUCAUGGUGCAGUCGGACCGGUCCCGCGCGGUUCGCAUCACCACAUCCCGCAUCUGCUUCACCCCCAAAACGUACCACAUUCCCCAAGCGGUCGGCGUGUAUGCGGUGGACGUGACGCGCGAUGCAAUUGCAGUCGUUCAUCGCGUCUAUUCGCAGGAUGAACGCUUCGACCAGGCGUUCGUGCCCAGCGUGCAGGUCGCCGUCUUCGGCAACGAAGCCUCGUACGUCUGGACGUUUGGGGGCGACGCCGCGCUGCUACCGCCUUCGGGAGCGCGUCGCGGCCCGCACCUCGUAUCGGGAUUUGCACAUGCUGCCAACGAGAGCGCUGGACGCACCGAGAACCAGGAGGCGUCGCAGCCGGCCGUCGAUGGGCUCCUCGAAGACCACGACAUUUACUUCAGCAGUAUUGGGGCGGGCGACACUUUCACCGUUGUUGUCUCGUCACAGUCGUGCCUCGCCUACACGUACGGGCAGGCGACGCUGGGCGACCACACGAACUGUGGCUCAACGACUGCGCCGCAGCUCCUACUGGCCUCUACCUUUUUCUCGGCCCACGAAAAGCCCGCCAUCGCGUCGCUAAGUUGCGGGCAGCACCAUGUGGCGGUCAUCACGCGUGCCGGCUUGCUCUUCACGUGGGGCAGCGGUCGGUUUGGGCAGCUCGGGCACUCGUCCUACUUGGACAUUCUGACACCGCGCCGCGUCGACUUUACAGGUCUCCUUACAAAAGCGGGCGACGACGCGAGCAAAGUGGUCGUCAAGUCGGUCGCGUGCGGUGGGCAGCACACGCUUGUGAUCACCGACCUCCAGCAAGUCUUGGCGUUUGGACAUAACAAAGCUGGGCAGCUCGGGCUCGGGCACCGCAACUGCCGCACCGAGUCGGGCUGGCGCAGCUGCACACCAAGCGUCAUUUCGACGCUGACGAUGCACUCGGUGCACCAAGUGGCCGCCGGGUACCACCACAGCGCAUGCAUCACCACCCAAGGCGAGCUGUACACGUGGGGGUGCGGCGUCGACGGUCGCCUCGGCACCAACUCGACCACAACCCGGGAUACGCCUGCGAUUGUCCAUGCGCUCAAGACACUGGAUGUGGUGCCCAAGAUUGUGCGGUGCGGCGGGCGACAUACGUGCAUCGUCACCGCCACGGACGAGCUGUACACGUGGGGCGCCAACGACUUUGGCCAGCUCGGCCUCGGGGACACCCGCGCCCGAAGCGCGCCGACGCUCGUGACGUUUCCGUCGUCGACCCGCGUCCUCGAUGUGAGCUUGGGGCAAUUCCACUCGGCGGCCGUGACCACGUCGGGCGAUGUCUAUACCUGGGGGUACGACGUCAACGGCGGGCUUGGGCUGCCCGACGCACUCGACGUGCAACCGGCACCGGUGCUGCUGACUGCCUUCUCGGGCCUCGCCGCGGUCCAGGUGCAGUGCGGCUGGAGCCACACGACCGUUCUCACCAAGCGCAAGGUGCCGGGGCGCAAGACCGUCUUGGCCCAGCACCUCGAAGAGUCGACCAAGACGAAUGUCUUGGCGACGCUGCAGCACAUUGUGUCGCACCAGAUUCCGUCGCGACCGCAGAGCGCGCGCCCGUACCAACCAACGCCGCGGCAGGUCGAGCUGGCGCGGACACGACAAAGUGUCGCGUCGUUCCAUGACCGGAUGGCCCGCGUGCGGCCGCACUCGGCUCGCCUGGCGCCACCACCGACCCUGUCCGUACCCCAGCGCUUACCCCGGGCCACCAAACCCGUCUUUUUGAAAAAGAAGAAAAUUACGAAAAAAGGACGGCCGGCGACUGCGCCGCCGAAACGAGCGGCUCCGAAAUCGCCGACGAAGCGGCCAACCGCAAAGCCGCCAGCGCCACUGCAGCCGAGACCGCAGUCGGCGUGCCCGCGACGGAACAUCUUUGUCAAGAAAGCUACGCCGCGACUGCCGCCGCCCAUGACGCCCCGCGAACUCCGAGACAUGACGCGCACCGUCUUGCACGAGCUAAACCACCGAACGCCCUGUGACGACGACGACAACAACCUGAUGGAGACGACGAGCAAGUGGACAUUCCUAACCGCGUGCACGGUGACAACGGAUGCAAAGCCCAAGCGACCAAAGCCCCGGGUGCGGGCGACGCGGCCCAAGCCAGCGCCGCCAGCGCCGCUAGCGCUGCAGCUCGACAAGGCCAAGCUACGGUCACGCUGGGAGCGCAACGACGACAUCCAAUCGGUCCUGAAAGAGAAACAAAAGGAGCACCCGCGAUUAUGGCUGCGGUAAGCCACCUUUCGAGGGAUGUAUGUCAGUCAAGAGAGUGUUGGUGGGUCACCACCCGU
Messenger RNA from Saprolegnia diclina VS20, 2657 nucleotides. RefSeq lists its product as hypothetical. NCBI's taxonomy places the organism in Eukaryota, Oomycota, Saprolegniomycetes, Saprolegniales, Saprolegniaceae. The transcript has 5 exons. The record is from RefSeq and is a predicted model, not a curated record. Bases 16 to 2601 code for a protein of 861 amino acids.